AUGGCGACCACAGCAUCCAAUCAUUACAACAUUCUCACCUCCAGCGCCUCGAUUGUGCACUCGGAGUCCGGGAGUAUGCAGCAAGCCACGGCGUACAGGGACGCGCAAACCCUGUUGCAAACUGACUACUCACUGCAGAGCAACAGUCACCCGCUCAGCCACGCGCACCAGUGGAUCACGGCGCUGUCGCACGGAGAAGGGGCUCCGUGGUCGACCAGUCCGCUCGGCGAGCAGGACAUUAAACCCGCGGUGCAGACCACUAGGGACGAGAUGCACAACUCCAGCAAUCUCCAGCAUCAGUCGCGGCCGCCCCAUCUGGUCCACCAGACGCACGCGAAUCACCACGACGCCAGGGCAUGGAGAACGACCACGGCGGCGCACAUACCGAGCAUGGCAACAUCCAACGGACAGAGCCUCAUCUACUCGCAGCCGGGAUUCAACGUCAAUGGACUAAUCCCGGGGAGCGGACAGGGGAUGCAUCAUCACAACAUGCGCGACGCACACGAGGACCACCACAGCCCGCACCUCAGCGACCACGGCCACCAGCCGUCCCAGCACCAGCAGCACCAGCACCAGAGCCACCACGACCACUCGGACGAGGACACGCCGACCUCCGACGACUUGGAGCAGUUCGCCAAGCAGUUCAAGCAGCGGAGGAUCAAGCUGGGCUUCACGCAGGCAGACGUAGGACUCGCUUUGGGAACGCUCUAUGGAAAUGUGUUUUCCCAGACCACGAUAUGUCGGUUUGAGGCCCUGCAACUAAGCUUCAAAAACAUGUGUAAGCUCAAGCCUUUGUUGAACAAGUGGUUGGAGGAGGCCGAUUCCACCUCGGGGAGCCCCACGAGCUUAGACAAAAUCGCAGCACAGGGAAGGAAGAGGAAAAAGCGAACCUCGAUCGAGGUAACGGUCAAGGGUGCUUUGGAGAGUCAUUUCUUGAAGUGCCCCAAACCAGCAGCAUCUGAAAUAGUUUCGUUGGCGGACAGUCUGCAGCUGGAGAAGGAGGUAGUAAGGGUUUGGUUUUGUAACAGAAGACAGAAAGAGAAGAGGAUGACUCCUCCUGGAGGACAGAUCCCUGGAACCGAGGAUGUGUACGGGGACACACCACCGCACCGUGGGGUACAGACACCGGUACAAUGAACAAAGGAGGAUCACUCUCGCUUUUUUUCCUGACUGUCUCGGUUUUUAUUUAUACCUGAAAAUGUCCAGUCCGG
Sardina pilchardus (European sardine) is the source of this 1211-nucleotide messenger RNA. It is a transcript of the gene pou3f2b, whose product is annotated as POU class 3 homeobox 2b. NCBI's taxonomy places the organism in Eukaryota, Metazoa, Chordata, Actinopteri, Clupeiformes, Clupeidae. Gene Ontology annotation, cellular component: nucleus. The record is from RefSeq and is a predicted model, not a curated record. The coding region runs from base 1 to 1137 and encodes 378 amino acids. Gene Ontology annotation, biological process: brain development; regulation of transcription by RNA polymerase II. Gene Ontology annotation, molecular function: RNA polymerase II cis-regulatory region sequence-specific DNA binding; DNA-binding transcription factor activity, RNA polymerase II-specific. The transcript has a single exon.